This is a messenger RNA of Cyphellophora europaea CBS 101466, 387 nucleotides long. RefSeq lists its product as uncharacterized. Lineage: Eukaryota; Fungi; Ascomycota; Eurotiomycetes; Chaetothyriales; Cyphellophoraceae. Gene Ontology annotation, biological process: mitochondrial respiratory chain complex IV assembly. The transcript is spliced from 2 exons. Gene Ontology annotation, cellular component: mitochondrial intermembrane space; respiratory chain complex IV; mitochondrion. The coding region runs from base 1 to 387 and encodes 128 amino acids. The record is from RefSeq and is a predicted model, not a curated record.
AUGGUCUGGGGCCUCGAUUGGUUAACGGGUUCUGGCUCGCCCUCAAAGCCGGCCGCGAAUGCCCCUCCACGCUCAAACGACGGCGGGUACGUCGCGCCGGACAGAAAUAAACGGGAGAUAUGCUACGAGUCAAGAGAUCUGUUCUUUGAGUGCUUAGAUCGCAACAACAUCCUAGAUGCGAUCAAGGACGACGAGCAGGCCAGGAAAGUCUGUUCACAGGAAGUCAUGGCUUAUGAACGAGACUGCGCAAGGAGUUGGAUCAAAUACUUCAAAGAGAAGCGGGUGAUGGAGUGGAAGCGCGACCAAACAAUAGCGAAGAUUCAAGAAGACGAUGCAAAGAUGGCGGCGAAGGCGAAGCAGAAGAGGGGUGGUGGUUGGUUCUCGUGA